Messenger RNA from Drechmeria coniospora, 642 nucleotides. RefSeq lists its product as uncharacterized. The coding region runs from base 1 to 642 and encodes 213 amino acids. Lineage: Eukaryota; Fungi; Ascomycota; Sordariomycetes; Hypocreales; Ophiocordycipitaceae. The transcript has 2 exons. The record is from RefSeq and is a predicted model, not a curated record.
AUGGCCACUCCUGCUCCCUCCUCUGCUGCUGCCGUGACUAGCAGGGCACGGCAUGAAAAGCGCGAGCAGCAAGAUAUGCUGUGCCGCACCAUCCUUGCGCAGAGUUUGUCUGUGCCACCGAUGAGCAUGCCGCCACGAUUUUUCAUCGCAUUGAACCCGCAUGCGCAUCGUGGUCCGCCCGGUGCCCUGCCUGGCGGUGGGAUAAUUCGUCGGAGAAGAUGCGUCCAAAACGAAGCCUGCUUCUCCGGAGUCUCCGGCGGCGGGGGAAAGGCUGCGUGCUCAUGUGGCGGCCCACAUAUGGCAUCGAAUAAGCAUGGUCUGGACGGUGAGAAAUCUGGCAACGCCCAGAGAAGGCCAAACCGGUUGCCAGUCCGACGUGUGGUGGCCGAUUUGUCUUGUCGUCACCAGAAGCGUGCGGAGGGAUUGGUGCGCGCUGCGUGCUCCCACUGGCAGCAGCAUGCUUCGGCGCCGGCUGCGACGGACGAUGGACCCUGGGAGGAGGAACUCUUGUGGGGGAGCGCCGUCGGUUCGCUCGCUGGAACUGAGCUGAGCCGGUCCGGAAGCGGCAAACGGACGCUCGCAAGUGUGCGGAGCAAGCUAGCAAGCAGCGUCAUCAAGCCCGCUUCGCAGCCGUCCACAUGA